Messenger RNA from Alligator mississippiensis (American alligator), 1352 nucleotides. It is a transcript of the gene ZMYND19, whose product is annotated as zinc finger MYND-type containing 19. NCBI's taxonomy places the organism in Eukaryota, Metazoa, Chordata, Crocodylia, Alligatoridae. The coding region runs from base 108 to 791 and encodes 227 amino acids. The record is from RefSeq and is a predicted model, not a curated record. The transcript has 6 exons.
CCGGGUGUGCGCGAGGCGGCGGCGCGUGGCAGCUGCGGCGGCUCCCGGGUCCGGGCCCGGGUCCGAGCCCCGAGCGCAGGCGGCGCCGAGCCCGGCCCGGCCCGGCCAUGACGGACUUCAAGCUGGGGAUCGUGCGGCUCGGCCGGGUCGCCGGCAAGACAAAGUAUACGCUCAUAGACGAACAAGACAUCCCAUUAGUGGAAAGUUACUCUUUUGAGGCUCGGAUGGAGGUAGAUGCUGAUGGAAAUGGUGCUAAAAUAUUUGCUUAUGCAUUUGACAAAAACCGAGGAAGGGGAUCUGGGCGACUACUGCAUGAGUUACUGUGGGAACGGCACAGGGGAGGGAUUGCACCAGGAUUUCAGGUGGUGCAUCUGAAUUCCGUGACGGUGGAUAACCGACUGGACAAUCUGCGCUUAGUCCCAUGGGGCUGGAAACCCAAAGCUGAAGACAUUUCUAGUAAACAAAGGGAACAAAGUCUGUACUGGCUGGCGAUUCAGCAACUUCCCACAGAUCCCAUUGAAGAGCAGUUUCCUGUAUUGAAUGUAACACGGUAUUACAACGCUAAUGGGGAUGUUGUGGAGGAAGAGGAGAACUCCUGCACAUACUAUGAAUGCCACUACCCCCCCUGCACAAUGAUAGAAAAACAGUUACGUGAAUUCAACAUAUGUGGCCGAUGCCAGGUAGCCAGGUACUGUGGGUCUCAGUGCCAGCAGAAAGACUGGCCUGCUCACAAGAAGCACUGCCGGGAGAAGAAACGAACUUUCCAGCAAGAGCUCGGACCGGAACGAUGACCUGGCAGCAUAGGCCUCUCAGCAGCAGGAUUCCUUUUCAAAGGCAUUGGGCUCUUGCUUUUGCACAGUAAUGACAGACUUUUUAUUGAAGCCAGAGGCACUGAAGAAGAAAAAAACCCUGUGAUGCUUGAGCAGAACAGCUGACUGGACUAAGCCAGCCUGACUGGUGCUGUGGAAAGGGAUCAGCUCUUCCCUUCCAGUAUUAUAUUCUCAAGCAAAAAGACUACUGUGGAGCUCCAGGCAGGAAGCUUCUCAUUAUUUAUAUGUUAAUAUGUUUGUAAACUCAUGUACAGUUUUUGUUAGAAAUUCUGGAUAGGACUCAUUUACUGUAAUGUUCAGAUGAGAACACAUUGUUGGCCUAAAAGUAAAAAAGAAAAAAGAAAAAAAAAAAGAAAAAAAAAUAACUGUCAUGUAGCAAAAGCUUUUUCUCCCAUGUGGCUAAAAGUAUAUGUGGCUAUGCCAGGCCAGGAGACAGGCUCAGACAUCAGCAGUUACUCUGGAGAACUCUGCAUGGAAGUUACAUUUAAAAAAACAAACAAACAAAGUAAAGGUUGGAAUGAA